This is a messenger RNA of Striga asiatica, 333 nucleotides long. The record is from the annotation of a GenBank genome assembly. Lineage: Eukaryota; Viridiplantae; Streptophyta; Magnoliopsida; Lamiales; Orobanchaceae.
AUGGACAUCCUUAAACAAGAGCUUCUGAAAGAAGUGGAAAAUCUCUUGAAGGACGUCGACGAAAAAAAAUUCUUUAAGCGCCUCCGCGAGAGGAGAAACGCAAGGCCAAGGCCAAAACCCCCCGCCACCAGAAUCAAUUCUAUCGCGAUCAGCAUCAGAACGAUCCUGUCUCGUUCUCUUCUAACCCUAUUUCCAAGCAAAAAAACCUUAAAUCAAAGCUCGAACCCUCCUUCAAAUCCCUCGUCGAGGAGCAGAACAUCAACAACCUCAAUCUCCACCAGGCGGAAGUCGUCUACAGCCUCCGAUGUAAUUUCAAAGGGAGGAGAAAAAUAG